UAACUUUUUAUUUUUUAUUUUUAAAUGGGUUUGGAGAAUUCCUGGGUUGCCAAAGCUAAUCUCCCUCUUUUUCUUCAAGCAUAUAUAAGCAGCUUUCGAUACCAACAUUGCCAUUUUUCCAUCUUCUAAGUAGUAGGUCCCUUUAAUUACUUGGGAAAUCUGAUAUAUUUACGCCAGAGCGAUGUCGGACGACGUUGAAGAUAAUUUCUUGGGCUCACUCCAGCCAACGAAUAUGGUCAUAGCUGCUGAAGAGGCGAACAAGAGUCUGCAUACGGAAGAAAGAGCUACUUCUAGUUUAGAAGUUUCAUCCGAUGAAAAUCAGAGGCAGAUAGGCAAAAAAUUAUUGGUUUUAUUAUCAAAAGAAAUUGGUCAAGGCACCGAUGGGACUAUUGUCUAUGAGGGAUUUUAUGAAAAUAGAGCGGUCGCAGUGAAACGCAUUCUUCAAAGUCAUAUUAAACUAGCUGACAAGGAAAUCGCAAAUCUCAUAGAAUCAGUCCGUAGCCAAAAUAUUGUAAAGUAUCAUGCGGUGGAACGUGACAUAAAUUUUAUAUAUCUUGCUUUGGAGCGCUGUGACUGCAAUCUGGAUGAACUCAUCCAAAUGCAUUCUACAAAUUCCUCUCAGUAUGAACCUGUAUCAACUCAGCACAACAAAGAUGGUCGCUUGGAGAAAUUUAAGAAUAAGCUAGGAGAUGUAAAGCUUUGGAAAGAAAAUAAUGGUCGUCCAUCACCUUUAUUACAGAAAUUAAUGAGGGACAUGAUUUCUGGGCUUGUUGUUCUUCACAAUUCACAUAUAGUUCACCGCGACUUAAAGCCCGAAAAUAUUUUAAUAAUUCAAGAAAGCUCAACUAUAUGUGCAAAGCUUUCUGAUAUGGGUAUCAGCAGACGUCUUUCUGAAAAUAACUUCUCCUUGAGUAACCAUUCUUCUGGUUACGCCGCUACUGGGUGGAAGGCGCCUGAACAGCUUCUUCGCGGACAACAAACGAGUGCAAUGGAUUUGUUCAGUUUAGGUUGCAUCCUCUUUUUUUGCAUCACUCGUGGUAGGCAUCCAUUUGGGGACCAUGAUGAAUGUGUUGGGAAUAUUGAGAAAAACAUUAAGCGAAACAUGUAUAUGAUAGAGGAUUUCCCUGAAGCUUUACAUCUUAUUUCUUCAUUAAUAAGAGCAAAUCCUGAGCAAAGGCCAAAAGCAAAUGAGGUGCUGCACCAUCCACUGUUCUGGGAUGCAGAGAAGAGACUUUCUUUCCUCCGUGAUAUUAGUGAUAGAGUAAGUAAGAACUCUGAUAUUUCUAAAGUGCUCGAAUCUACUGCAGACAUAGUUUUCGAUAUAGAAAGAAUGUGCUUGGUAAAUGUGGUUUUGAGAUGGAACAAAAAGGUGCAUGCCCAGAUAAUCACGCACAUUCUCACAUAUGCGAAAGAGGAUUAUAAGUUUACCAGUGUACGAGACUUGUUGCGAUUUAUUGGAGACAUGUUGAAUCACUACAGACAACUCCCGGAUGAUAUUCAGAUUCUCGUUGGGUCGCUAUAUGAGGGAUUGGACGACUAUUUUACAAGGCGAUUCCCCAAGCUCUUGAUUGAAGUGUACAAAAUUGUGUGCACACACUGUACACAAGAGGAGCACUUCAAGAAAUAUUUCAACUAGAAUAAAAGGGAAAUCUGUGGCACAUUGAGGGGACGUUGAUGGGAACUAUAUUCCAAAUGCAAGUAUACACGAGUAUUUGUUUCGGUUUUAAGUCAAGACCUGAAUAGUGAAAUACGUAAAUAACUUUUUGUUGGCUAACCCUGUAACUACUGAACUGUUCUGUAUCAGCAUAAGUGGCUAACAGUAUGUUUUUGUACUCCUUAUUUUGCAUGUUUUGCAAAUUACG
This is a messenger RNA of Morus notabilis, 1862 nucleotides long. Its product is annotated as serine/threonine-protein kinase/endoribonuclease IRE1a. The transcript has 7 exons. Gene Ontology annotation, biological process: IRE1-mediated unfolded protein response; intrinsic apoptotic signaling pathway in response to endoplasmic reticulum stress; mRNA processing. NCBI's taxonomy places the organism in Eukaryota, Viridiplantae, Streptophyta, Magnoliopsida, Rosales, Moraceae. The record is from RefSeq and is a predicted model, not a curated record. The coding region runs from base 182 to 1636 and encodes 484 amino acids. Gene Ontology annotation, cellular component: IRE1-TRAF2-ASK1 complex. Gene Ontology annotation, molecular function: RNA endonuclease activity; protein serine/threonine kinase activity; ATP binding.